GUUUAAACUGACGGUUGUUAUUGUUGUGGAGGUCUGGGAUUUAAGUUUUGCAGAUGGAAUUUCUGAUCCUUCGUGUUAUUCAGGCAAAUAAGAUAAGAAAACUAUAAACCAUUUACAUAUAGCACUUCUUACCACACGUCUAGUGUAGUGUUCAUUUAGGAAAACAGGCAAAACGCGGGUGGAAAUCUGCCAAGAUGUCUCUGCCACCGGAGAAAGCUUCUGAACUGAAGCAGAUCAUACACAACCAUCUGAUCAAGGUAGCUAGCAACCUAAGCAUAAAACAAUUAAUAAAAGCUAUUUUCAAGAUUAAUACAUUACCAAUCUGAUAGCUAUGUGUUCAAUACAAUGGAGCUAGCUACUUGGAGUUGGUACUACGACUUUCUCUUACUGAUAGAGAACAUUAGCUAACACAUGAAUAGACAUAGCUAGCUAUGUACAGGGAAACACUUCUAGUUAAAGGCCUGAGAGACUGUUGGAUUAUCCCACUUAUGCCACUAAGCCAUUGAGGGAGAACAGCCAGAGUGGGGCUUGAACCAUUCUGUUCUGAGAUUUUGUGAGUAAUAAGGUGUGUUUUGUCAGAUAAACAUCCAUGAGAAGAUCAGGGAUGUGUUGGCAGAGACAGUGAGAGAGGAUCUGGACCCUGGACAUGGCUCUCUCUCUGAGGAGGACUUCCUCAGGGCUCUGCAACGCAGGGGAAUCGUAGACGAUGUCAUGAAGGAUCUACAUUUCUCUAAGGUGAGUUAUGGAGAAUCUUCUGUUCAGACUACACAUUAUUAUUGGAGGUUGAAUGCACCUUUCUACAGAAGUCCAGAGAGGACAUGAAUACACAAAAUAAUUCCCUUGUUAUGUCGAGAUCACGACUUAUCUCAUGAUCGCUACAUAACAAAAGUUGUUUUAUUGAGAUCACAAGAUAAUUGGAAGUACCACGCAUCAUCCAAUCAUUUGUUCAGAUGCACCAUGCACGAUAACCACCUCAUCAAGGAGCCCUGUGGCUGUAUUGAUCGCAAUGCGCUCGUGGGGCAUUUAAGCCCUGCACAAUGCCUGACAGGCAGCACUGUCUCCCAGGCUGUGUGCCGCCCCAAAGACCACAGCCAAUUGCAUGCAAGGAACAACGCAGCUAACUUGGCAAGUCUUGUGAGCCAGUUAGCUAGGUAGUCUUACUGGAAAGUUAUCUGUGCUGGUUGUUAGCUUCCAUAACUGAUAUGUGUUUAAUUAUAAUGGACACUUCAUGCUUUGUGGAUAAUAUUUACAUUUACAGUGGGUGAACUCCAUUCCUGACAGGCUGAUCAGAUUCAAUUUCAGCCUCAAAGGCUGAUAAAUCAGGAUGCUGCCUUAUAGGCUGUUUCAUGGGUAAAGCUCCUUGCAGGCAGAUUAGCUGUCAGUGCUUUAUAGGUUGAUGCAUAUAAUCCAGAGUAGUUGUGCUCUAUUCCUGGCAGGCUGAUCAGAUUCAAUAGCAGCCUCAGAGGCUGAUAAAUCAGGAUGCUGCCUGUAGGUUGUCUGCAAGGAGCCUUUCAAGCUGCUAUUGAAUCUGAUCUAGCUCUGAGGCUGCUAUUGAAUCUGAUCUAGCUCUGAGGCUGCUUUUGAAUCUGAUCUAGCUCUGAGGCUGCUAUUGAAUCUGAUCUAGCUCUGAGGCUGCUAUUGAAUCUGAUCUAGCUCUGAGGCUGCUAUUGAAUCUGAUCUAGCUCUGAGGCUGCUAUUGAAUCUGAUCUAGCUCUGAGGCUGCUAUUGAAUCUGAUCAGCCUGUCAGGAAUGGAGCUCACCCACUCUGUACAUUUAAAUAUUAUCCAUAAAACAUGCAGUGUCCCUUACAAUUAUACACAUAUCAGUUAUGCAAGCUAACAACCAGCACAGAUAACAAGCUAGCUAGCUAACAAGACUACCUUGCUAGCUAGCUAGCUAGCUCGCUCGCUCACAAGACUAGCCAAGUUAGCUACAUUGUUGCUAGUAUGCGAUUGGCUGUGGUCUCGGGGGUGGCACACAGCCUGGGAGACAGUGCUGCCUGUCAGGCAUAGUUAAGGGCGUAAAUAACCCCAUGAGGGCAUAGAUGCCCCAUGAGCUCUAAAGGGACAUUUAGCUUGCUAACAUUCUAACUUAUAAACUGAUAAGGAGCUCCAAACACAAAUGAAAGCAUGAUGUCAGCAUGAAAUGUACCAUCCCUUAGUGUAUCAGUCAAUAAAAACGUAUGCACUGAUCCACCGUGGGCUCUGCCGCCUCAGCCAUACUGGCAAUCUAUCAUCAAUACGUCCACUCCUAUUUAUAGAGUUUAUCUCGUGAUUUCAACAAAACAACUUUUGUUAUGUAGUGAUCAUGACAUAAAUAAGUUGUGAUCUCGACAUAAUCUAUUUUUUCAUAUGUCCUCCUCUGGACUUCCGUACCUUUCUUUUUAACGUUGACACUGUUUUGAUAGGAAGUGCCUGACACAGAGUUAGGACUCCAGAGCACUCCAAAGCCUGCAACUCACUAUAUUGACAAGGACCUGACAAAGCUCAAGAAAAGUAAGAAAAGCUGUUAGCGGGGAGAUUGAACGAGCAGUCUCCUGUAGCACCUAAAGUACCCUUACUACUGUUCAGUGUCAAAUGAUUCUAUUUCUGUCCUCCCAGUCAACAUGGACCCAGCGAGGAGGUACCUGUACCUCCAGGUCCUGGGGGGUAAGGCCUUUCUAGAGCACCUCCAGGAGCCAGAGCCCCUACCUGGGCAGGUCUGCUCCACCUUCACCCUCUACCUGCACUUCAGGAACCAGCGCUUCCGCUCCAAGCCUGUCCCCUGUGCCUGUGAGCCAGACCUACAGGAGGGCUUCCUGCUGGAGAUACACAGAGAGGGACUGGGUACAGACUGGUUUACUUCCUGACUGCCUGAUAUUACACAAACGGUUUACUGUAGACAACAUUGCCUCCUUUAAUUUACCAUUUAUCUUUGAUCCCCGUUGUAAAGUAGUCCUGUUUACUAGUUGACCUGUUUACCUCACCUGUCUGUUGUUCCACAAGUGUUAACUUUGGAUAGUAACAACAUUGCCUCCUUUAAUUUAGCUUCUCUCAUUGAUCCUCGUUGUACAAUAGUGGAUUUAUAUUUUAUGGCCAGUUUUACAGGCCUAGAUUGAGCUUACUCUCGGACAACAAAAGUAUUGGGGCCUCCCGAGUGGCGCAGCGGUCUAAGGCACUGCAUCGCAGUACUAGAGGCGCCACUACAGACCCGGGUUCACCCCUGCAGGCUGACCUCGGUCAUCAGUUGAACGGUGUUUCCUCCGACAAAUUGGUGCGGCUGGCUUCCGGGUUAAGCGGGUGGGUGUUAAGAAGCGCGAUUUGGCGGGUCAUGUUUCGGAGGACGCAUGACUCGACCUUCGCCUUCCCGAGCCCGUUGGGGAGUUGCAGUGAUGAGACAAGAUCAAAAUUGCGGAGAAAAAGGGGGUAAAAUACCAAAAAAAUAAAAGUAUCAAUUGAUCAUCUCUGAACAGGCUUCUUGGUCAUGACUUUCCUUUUUCUCUGUGUCUUACAGGUGAUGGCAGUAAGAUGGCGGAUGCCACCACGAUGUUGUCUAUCUGUGACCCAGUCCACCUGGUGUUGAUAAAGAGAGACACGUCCAGUGAGACCACCCUGGUCUCCUCUUACUUCCUGGACUGGAGGACCGUCCUCUCCUCUCCCUCUGGGAAGACCAGCAUUGCUGUAGAGCUGCUUGGAGUCGGUAAGGACCCUGGGGUUGAACUAUUUGAGGUUACAUUUUCUGAAGGAAAGUAACCUGCAUUUUCUAUUCAUUUGCCUGAUUAACACCCAGUAAAAUAAAAAAAUUAAGAAAAAGGGAAAAAAUUCGUUGCUUUUUUUCGAGGUAGUGAGGUGGUUUUUUUUUGGGCGCCACUUCAGGGGGUGAGGUGUUUUGCUGUCCUUACGCAUGGAGGUGGGGUUUUUUCUGUCCUAAGGUGGAAGGGGUUUUUGGGUUUUUGUUCUGCCAAACUGUGGGUUAGGUGGGGUGUUUCUGUUCGUCCAAAACUAGGUAGUGAGUUUAGGUGUUUGUUCUGCCCUAAUUGGGUAGGGUGGGGUGUUUUUUUUCUGCCCUUACUGUGGGAGGAGUGUAGGGUUUCUUUCUGCCAACCCCGGGUAGGGGGAUGUAGGGGUUUCUGUUUGCCCUUAGUCGGGUGGGGGGGGUUUUUCGUUCUGUCCUUACUUGGGGGUAUUGAGUGUAGGGGUUUGUUCGUCCUACGGGGAGGGUUUUUUUCUUUUCUGCCAAAGCGGGGAGGUGGGGUUUUUUGUUCGUCCCCCCGGGGUAGUAGUGGGGGUUUUUUUCGUUCGUCUUCUGUCUUAGUGAGUGUAGGGUUUCUGUUUCCCCUUAGGGGUAGGGGUUAGGUGUUUUUUUUCUUUCCUAACUGGGGAUGAGUGUAGGUGUUUUUUUUUGUCCAACUGGGGAUGAGGUGGGGGUUUGUUUCGUUCCUUACGCGGGGGGGUGGGGGGUUUUUUCUGUUCUUCCUAACUGUGGGAGUGAUGUAGUGUUUUUGUUCGUCCUUACGCGGUAGGGAGGGGGAGGUUUUCUGUUUUUCCCCAACGGGGAGUGGUGUAGGGUUUUUUUCUGUUUACGUUGUGUAUGUGGUGUUUCGUUCUGUCCUAACGUCGGUUGAGUGUAGGGUUUCGUUCUGUCCAAAACGCGGUAGUGGGUAGGGUUUUGUUUGCCUAACGUGGUGUAAAGUUAGGGUUUUUUUGUUCUGUCCCUAACUGUCUAGUGAGUGGGGGUUUUCUGUCUUCCAAGCGGUAGGGGGGGUGUUUUUUCUGCCCUUACUGUGGGGGGGAGGGUGGGUGUUUUUUUUCUGCUAACUGGGGGAGUGAUUGGGGUUUUCUGUUCUGUCCUUCUGUCGGUAGGGAUGUAGUGUUUUUUUUCUGUCCUCGUCGGUAGGGUUGGUUUUUUGUUCGCCCUUACUGGGGUAGGGAUGUAGGUUUUUUUUUUCGCCCCUAACCGGUAUGAGUGAGGGUUUUUCGUUUGUCCUUAGCGGUAGGGGUGUAUGUUUCUGUUCUGCCCCACUUCGGAGUGAGGAAGGGUUUUUGUUGCUACGUCGGGAUAUGUGGGGUUUUGUUCGCCUUAUGUCGGUGGGAGGUAGGGUUUCUUUUUGUCCUUUCCAGGUAGUGAGUGUAGGUGUUUCUGUCUGUCCGCUUUUGGUAGUGAGUGUGGGUUUUGUUCUGUCCACUGGGGUAGUGAUGUUGGGGUUUUGUUCUUCAAAUGUCGGUAGUGAGGUAUGGUAUGUUCUAUCCUAACUCCAGGUAUAGUGUAGGUGUUUCUGUUCGGUAACUGGGGUGUGAGGGUGGUUUUUGUUUUCCCUAUGUCGUAGUGAGUGUAUUGUUUUGUUCUGCCCAAAAAAUUUUGGUAGGGGGGUUGGGUGUUUUGUUCUGUCCCUUAAAUGUCGGUAGGGAGGUAGGGUUUCUGUUCUUCCUUAGGGGGGGGGGGGGGGGGGUGUAGGGGUUUCUGUUUGUCCUUCGUCGGUGGGAGUGUAGGUGUUUUGUUCUGCCCUGACUGUCGGUGUGAGUGUAUGUGUUUUUUUCGCCCUAACUGUUGGUAGGGGAGUGUAGGUGUUUUGUGCUGUCCUUACUGUCGGUAGGUGUAGGUGUUUCGGGUUUGCCUUUGUCGGUGGGGGAUGUAGGUUUUUCGUUCUUCCUUACGUCGGUAGGGGGUAGGUUUUUCCCUGUUCUGUCCAAAAUGUGGGUUGAGUGUGGUUUUGUUUGCCCUGACUGUCGUAGGAGUGAGGGUUUUUCUGUUCUGCCCAAAAUGGGGGUAGGGGUGUAGGUGUUCUUUUUGUCCUUAGUGGGUAGGAGGUAGGGUUUCUGUUCGUCCUUACUGUCGGAGGGAUGUAGGGUUUCUGUUCUGCCCUUACUGUCUGUAGUAGGAGGUUUUCUUUUUCUGUCCUUACUGUCGGUAGUGAGUGUAUGUUUUCUUUCUGUCCAACUGUUGGGUAGGAGUGUAGGUUUUUUCUGUCUGCCUUACUUGAAAGGGGAUGUAGGUGUUUUUUUUUUGCCCCAAGGGGAGGGAGGAGGUUUUUUCUGUUCUGUCCUAUCUCCAGGUAGGGGGUAGGUUUCGUUUUUCCUUACUGUCGGUAGGGAGUGUGGGUGUUUCUUUUUCUGUCCUUAUGUCGGGGAGUGUGGGUUUUUUUUUCUUCCAAACUGCGGAAAGGGAUUUAGGUUUUUCUGUUCGUCCUAUCUCCAGGAGUGAUGUAGGUUUUUUUGUUUGCCCCUUUCUGUCGAGGGAGGUAGGUGUUUCUUUUCUUCCUGAUGUGGGGUAGUGAGGAUGUGUUUCGUUCUUCAAAACAGGUAGUGAUUUUAGGCUACCAGCUAGUUGACCAUGUGCAGAGAUGGGCAGUAUUUCAAUUACUUUUGAGUAUUUAGUCAUUUGUAUCACACUGGGCUGAACUACACUCCAAUGUGUUUGUAGCAAGAUACUUUCCAGAGCUGUAAUUUGUAUUUACUAAUUACUUUUCUAUACCAUUGUUUAUAGCGGUUCACCAUUUUGUGGCUCCCUUUCACCCUGCAUUUGUAUUAGAAGUCUGAUGGCACUAUGGUGUGAUAAGAGUGCCUGCUAAAUUAACUAAAUGUGUAUGUAAAAAUUGACAAUUGCAAAGCAUGCUGAGUAUUAUUCUAAUGAGCUCUGCCCCGAAACAAGGUUUUGUCUAGAAGGGGUACAGCUUUUGUCAAAAUUGACUUUUUCUAGCAGGUGUAGGAGAGCUUACACAGCAGGUUAGGAUAAUUAACGUAGCAGGUUAGGAUAAUCAGGUUAAGCUGUAACCCAUCUAGGCAUGACCCUGAAACAGGGCCGCUAAUAAUACCCAGUUUGCUUUGCAGUUCAUUUUGGUGUGUUCAUUUUCACAUAUACAUUUACAUUUGGUCAUUUAGCGGACAGUGUUAUCCAGAGUGACUUCCAGUCAGUGCAUUCUACUAAGAUGGAUAAACGACAUCAUACCACAAUAAAACGUUUCUGUCACCGUUACUGACAAUGUUGUUGCUGUUCGGCUGGCUACUUGCAAAUUUAUCUCUGUAUUUUAAAAAUACUAAAUACAUGUAUUUUCAUUAAAUACAUUUCAAAAUACAAGUAUUUAUUUCGUAGUUUAUUUUGAUACAUUGGUCUUUAUGGUAUGUUGUAAUAGUAUUUAGUCAUUUUUUCCCCAUCCCUACCCAUGUGUUCAGUAUGUGUAUCUGAUGUCUGCUCUGUCCUAACUGUAGGUAGUGAAUUUAAGGUAUCAGCUGGUGUUCUCAAUGUGAGUCUGGAACUCUAUCCUCCUCUGACAGAGGCCCUGUCACCUGACAUCAUCACCACACAGGUCAGAGACUGGUCACGCUAUGCUAUGCUACUAUGCUCUGUCACGUUGUCAUGCUAUGAUUCACUAACAUUUGUAUCGUUCCUUCCUAAGAGGCAGCCAUUUAUAAUGAUUGUUAUUAUUUGCAGCAAUCCCUGGAGCGCCAGAAGACAGCGGAGAAGGAGAGGUUGUUUCUCUUCUAUGCUAAACAGUGGUGGAGAGAGUUUCUAGAGAUCAGACAGUCAAACCAAGCCAAACUGGUCAAGAUCUUUGCACAGGUCCUCACAAUGUUUGCUUUUGUUGUAAUACUUGUGUAUUAAUAUAAUACUGAUGUAUUAGUGUUUAAUAAUAUUAAAAACCAUUGUUGUGUGUGUUUUUAGGAUGAGAAUGGUGUCGAGUUUGUAAUGGGCCGAGUUAGCUGUGCUGUGUGUUAGCUGGGUGUGUGUUAGCUUGGGUGUGUGUUAGCUGUGAUGUGUGUUAGCUGGGUGUGUGUUAGCUGUGGUGUGUGUUAGCUGUGGUGUGUGUUAGCUGGGUGUGUGUUAGCUGGGUGUGUGUUAGUUGGGUGUGUGUUAGCUGUGGUGUGUGUUAGCUGUGGUGUGUGUUAGCUGUGCUGUGUGUUAGCUGGGUGUGUGUUAGUUGGGUGUGUGUUAGCUGGGUGUGUGUUAGCUGUGAUGUGCGUUAGCUGGGUGUGUGUUAGCUGUGCUGUGUGUUAGCUGUCUGUGUGUUAGCUGGGUGUGUGUUAGCUGUGAUGUGUGUUAGCUGUGCUGUGUGUUAGCUGGGUGUGUGUUAGCUGUGAUGUGUGUUAGCUGGGUGUGUGUUAGCUGGGUGUGUGUUAGCUGUGAUGUGUGUUAGCUGGGUGUGUGUUAGCUGUGGUGUGUGUUAGCUGUGGUGUGUGUUAGCUGGGUGUGUGUUAGCUGGUGUGUGUUAGUUGGGUGUGUGUUAGCUGUGGUGUGUGUUAGCUGUGGUGUGUGUUAGCUGUGGUGUGUGUUAGCUGGGUGUGUGUUAGUUGGGUGUGUGUUAGCUGGUGUGUGUUAGCUGUGGUGUGUGUUAGCUGGGUGUGUGUUAGCUGUGCUGUGUGUUAGGCUGUGCUGUGUGUUUAGCUGGUGUGUGUUAGCUGUGGUGUGUGUUAGCUGGGUGUGUGUUAGCUGGGUGUGUGUUAGCUGUGGUGUGUGUUAGCUGGGUGUGUGUUAGCUGUGGUGUGUGUUAGCUGUGGUGUGUGUUAGCUGGGUGUGUGUUAGCUGGGUGUGUGUUAGUUGGGUGUGUGUUAGCUGGGGUGUGUGUUAGCUGUGGUGUGUGUUAGCUGGGUGUGUGUUAGCUGUGGUGUGUGUUAGCUGUGGUGUGUGUUAGCUGGGUGUGUGUUAGCUGGGUGUGUGUUAUUGGGUGUGUGUUAGCUGUGGUGUGUGUUAGCUGUGCUGUGUGUUAGCUGUGCUGUGUGUUAGCUGGGUGUGUGUUAGUUGGGUGUGUGUUAGCUGGGUGUGUGUUAGCUGUGGUGUGUGUUAGCUGUGGUGUGUGUUAGCUGGGUGUGUGUUAGCUGUGGUGUGUGUUAGCUGUGGCUGUGUGUUAGCUGGGUGUGUGUUAGCUGUGAUGUGUGUUAGCUGGGUGUGUGUUAGCUGGGUGUGGGUUAGCUGUGGUGUGUGUUAGCUGGGUGUGUGUUAGCUGUGGUGUGUGUUAGCUGUGGUGUGUGUUAGCUGGGUGUGUGUUAGCUGGGUGUGUGUUAGUUGGGUGUGUGUUAGCUGUGGUGUGUGUUAGCUGUGGUGUGUGUUAGCUGUGGUGUGUGUUAGCUGGGUGUGUGUUAGUUGGGUGUGUGUUAGCUGGGUGUGUGUUAGCUGUGUGUGCGUUAGCUGGGUGUGUGUUAGCUGUGCUGUGUGUUAGCUGUGCUGUGUGUUAGCUGGGUGUGUGUUAGCUGUGAUGUGUGUUAGCUGGGUGUGUGUUAGCUGGGUGUGUGUUAGCUGUGAUGUGUGUUAGCUGGGUGUGUGUUAGCUGUGAUGUGUGUUAGCUGGGUGUGUGUUAGCUGUGAUGUGUGUUAGCUGGGUGUGUGUUAGCUGGGUGUGUGUUAGCUGGGUGUGUGUUAGCUGUGAUGUGUGUGUUAGCUGGGUGUGUGUUAGCUGGGUGUGUGUUAGCUGUGCUGUAUUUGAACUCUGCUGUAUUUGAACUCUGCUGUCUUGCUUGCAGGAUGAGAACGGCGUCAACAGGCCGGUGUGUUCCUACGUGCGUGUCCUGCGUGCUGGUCGUCUCCUGGAGAGUCCCCGUCAGGCAGCUCGCUUCGUUAGCCUUCUGGGCCUGGAGAAAGCCCCUGUGGUGGGGGGAGGAGGAGGGGGCAAACAGGAGCAGUGGUGCUCUCUCCUCGCCUUCCUCUGUAGAGGCAAGGUAAGGACUGGCUCUGUUCUGUACCACACUGUUUAUACUGCAUGUGUUGUAGACACUGUGGCUGUUGAAAAAGACUAGGCAAGGCCUGCUCAAAAACCACACAACACACACAGCCAUAACCAUUUAGACAGUUGUAAUACUAUUAAGUCUUUAACCUCUGACAACUUAUCUCUCUCUCUCUGUUGUAAUCCUCAGUGGUGGAAUUGUACAAUAAUUGAUUUAUAAAACUGUUAUUUAAACUGUCUAUUAUGAGAAGAUGUGUUUUUAUCCUGAUGGACAGUUCUGGGAUUUUCCCCCAGUGCAGCAGAAUGAAUAAAUGCCUCUCCUCCUCCUCUCUCCUCUCCUCCUCUCCCCUCCCCCACCUCUCCCCUCCCCUCCUCUCCUCCUCCUCUCCCCUCCACUCCUCCUCUCCUCCUCUCCUCUCCUCCUCCUCUCCUCUCCCCCCUCCUCCUCUCCUCUCCUCUCCUCUCCUCUCCUCUCCUCUCCUCUCCUCUCCUCUCCUCUCCUCUCCUCUCCUCUCCUCUCCUCUCCUCUCCUCUCCUCUCCUCUCCUCUCCUCUCCUCUCCUCUCUUCUCCUCUCUUCUCCUCUCCUCCCACCUCUCCUCUCACCCCUCCUCCUCUCCUCCUCCUCUCCUCUUCCCUCUCCUCCUCUCCCCUCCCCUCCUCUCCUCCUCCUCUCCUCCUCCUCUCCCCUCCCCUCUCCUCCUCUCCCCUCACAACACACACAGCCAUAACCAUUUAGACCUGUAUACUAUUAAGUCUUUAACCUCCUGACCCCAACUUAUCUCACUCUCUCUGUGUAAUCCUCAGUGGUUUGAACUGGACAAUUUGAUUUUAAAACUGUUGAACUGUCUAUUAUGAGAAGAGUGUUUUUUAUCCUGAGGGACGGAUCUGGGAUUUUCCCCAGUGCGCAGAUGAAUAAAUUCCUAUCCUCCUCCUCUCCCCCUCCCUCCUCCUCCUCCCCCUCUUCUCCUCUCCCCUCCCCUCCUCUCCCCCUCCCCUCCUCUCCUCCUCCCCCUCCCCUCCCCUCCCUGACUGAGACAUGAUGACCAGCCUAUGGAAUUAGAGUUCGGUUAACUAGACCAGUACUGAGACCUGAUGACCAUCUUAUGGAUUAAAGGGUUACGAGGUUAGGAAGUGGUCUAGACUGAUGCAGAUGAUUCCCCACCUUAGAAUGGAUUCAAAUCCCAGCUCUGUGGUGCUCCGCGACCUGAGCCCCAUACUCCACAUUCCCCCGUCAUGAUAUGGAUUAGAGUUAGGGUUAGGAACUGAGACCAGACUGAGACAAUGAUGACCAUCCUUAUGGGAUUUAGAGUUAGGGUUAGGAACUGAUACCAGACUGAGACAUGAUGACCAUCCUUAUGGGUUAGAGUUAGGGUUAGGAACUGAGACCAGACUGAGACAUGAUGACCAUCCUUAUGGAUUAGAGUUAGGGUUAGGAACUGAGACCAGACUGAGACAUGAUGACCAUCCUUAUGGGUUAGAGUUAGGGUUAGGAACUGAGACCAGACUGAGACAUGAUGACCCAUCCUUAUGGGUUAGAGUUAGGGUUAGGAACUGAGACCAGACUGAGACAUGAUGACCAUCCUUAUGGGUUAGAGUUAGGGUUAGGAAACUGAGACCAGACUGAGACAUGAUGACCAUCCUUAUGGGUUAGAGUUAGGGUUAGGAACUGAGACCAGACUGAGACAUGAUGACCAUCCUUAUGGGUUAGAGUUAGGGUUAGGAACUGAGACCAGACUGAGACAUGAUGACCAUCCUUAUGGGUUAGAGUUAGGGUUAGGAACUGAGACCAGACUGAGACAUGAUGACCAUCCUUAUGGGUUAGAGUUAGGGUUAGGAACUGAGACCAGACUGAGACAUGAUGACCAUCCUUAUGGGUUAGAGUUAGGGUUAGGAACUGAGACCAGACUGAGACAUGAUGACCAGCCCUAUGGGUUAGAGUUAGGGUUAGGAACUGAGACCAGACUGAGACAUGAUGACCAUCCUUAUGGGUUAGAGUUAGGGUAGGAACUGAGACCAGACUGAGACAUGAUGACCAUCCUUAUGGGUUAGAGUUAGGGUUAGGAACUGAGACCAGACUGAGACAUGAUGACCAGCCCUAUGGGUUAGAGUUAGGGUUAGGAACUGAGACCAGACUGAGACAUGAUGACCAUCCUUAUGGGUUAGAGUUAGGGUUAGGAACUGAGACCAGACUGAGACAUGAUGACCAUCCUUAUGGGUUAGAGUUAGGGUUAGGAACUGAGACCAGACUGAGAAAUGAUGACCAGCCCUAUGGGUUAGAGUUAGGGUUAGGACAGCGUUUCUCAAACUCGGCCCUCGCGACCCCAAGGGGUGCAUGUUUUGGUUUCUGCCCUAACAGUACACAGCAGAUUGAAAUGAUCAAAGCUAGGGCAAAAAACUAAACAUGCACUCCUUGGGGUCCAGAGGACCGAGUUUGGGAAACUCUGGGUUAGGAAAUGAGGCCAGACUGAGACAUGGUGUUUUUGGUGUUUCCAGGGAGACUGUGACAUCUCUCUGAUCUGAUUGGUUGUGUGUUUCCAGGGCGACUGUGAGGACCAUGCCACCCUGCUGUGCAGUCUGCUGCUGGGGUUUGGCCUGGAUGCCUACGUGUGUGUUGGCACUAAGCCCAAGGGCUUGGCACACACCUGGGUGAUGACCAGGGGCACUGACAGUACCAUCACCUUCUGGGAGAGCCUGACCGCACACAGGUGAGACUAAAGCCUGGUUCAGAUUCAACAGCCGACAUGAGAUCAGACAGAACUAGACUGUUUCAGAAUGUUGUGUUGUAGAGCAGACGGUCUAAAGACCAGAGACGGGGCCUCCUUCAUCGCAGUGCUUGAGGCAUCACUACAGGCCCGGGUUCGAUCCCAGGCUGUGUCACACCCGGCUGUGACCGUGAAUCCCAUAGGGCAGCGCACAAUUGGCUCAUCAUGCUCUAGCGACUCCUUGUGGCAGGCCGGGUGCCUGCAGGCUGACUUCGUUCGUCAGUUGAACAGUGUUUCCUCUGACACAUUGGUGCAGCUGGCUUCCGGGUUAAGCGGGCGGGUGUUAAGAAGUGCGGUUUGGCGGGUCAUGUUUCAGAGGACACAUGACUCGACUUUCGCCUCCCGAGCCCGUUGGGUAGUUGCAGCGAUGAGACAAGAUUGAAAUUGGGGGGGGAUUAAAAUUAAAAUUGACCAGACACAGUUCAGACCGUUUCCACGGUAACGCUGCCUCUUUACAAUGACAUGAUUUCUUUGAAACAAAGUUGCCACUUGUUGCAGCUAGGUGUUGUAGCAGCGGCUAGGUGUUGUAGCAGCGGCUAGGUGUUGUAGCCUCGCUAGGUGUUUGUAUCAGCAGCUAGGUUUGUAGCAGCGCUAGGUGUUGUAGCAGCGGCUAGGUGUUGUGCCCGGCUAGUGUUGUACGCGCUAGGUGUUUGUAGCAGCGGCUAGGUUGUUUGUAGCAGCGCUAGGUGUUUAGCAGCGUGGCGAGGUGGUUUGUCGGCAGCGGCUCGGUGUUUGUAGCAGCGGCUAGGUGUUGUAGCAACGGCUAGGUGUUGUAUUAGCGGCUAGGUGUUGUAGCAGCGGCUAGGUGUUGUAGCAGCGGCUAGGUGUUGUAGCAGCGGCUAGGUGUUGUAGCAGCGGCUAGGUGUUGUAGCAGCGGCUAGGUGUUGUAGCAGCGGCUAGGUGUUGUAGCAGCGGCUAGGUGUUGUAGCAGCGGCUAGGUGUUGUAGCAGCGGCUAGGUGUUGUAGCAGCAGCUAGGUGUUGUAGCAAACAACUUUCAUGAAAUACAUGCACCAGAAACAUGACGACUCGUCAGAGAAAUAUCAACAAGCUAAUCUAGCUGUUACUGCAAUAAAACAGCUAGAUCGCUGUCUGCUUGACUAACUAAUUAGCUGCUUGGCUGAACACAGAACGUCAGCGCACUGUUCUCUGAUUGGCUAAAGGAAGUAGCAAGUUUUUAGCUAAGAUUUGCAGCCAACAUGAGAUGAUCUAAAACUAGACUGUUCAGAUCAAACAAAUUUUGCUCUAUAACUGCAUAAACGCGUCUGGUGUUUUAGAUGUGAACUGGGCUUAACACACCUGCAACAAUUUGUCCUCUGUCUCUCUGGCUGAGAGUUUCUAAUGGGUUAACUGAGUCCCCUUCACCAGGGUGCAGCAAUGUUGUGAAUAGACCUGUCAUGAUCCCUUCCUCUAGUCUAUACGUCAGUGGCAUGUCUGUUCUACACAAUAUUUUUCUAUCUUGUAGCUCAGCUGGUAGAGCACGGCGCUUGUAACGCCAAGGUAGUGGGUUCGAUCCCCGGGACCACCCAUACACAAAAAUGUAUGCACGCAUGACUGUAAGUCGCUUUGGAUAAAAGCGUCUGCUAAAUGGCAUUAUUAUUAUUAUUAUUAUUAUUAUUAUAUCUGUUCAACCAUGUUGUUUUAGGUACCUCCACCAGGCCAUUGACCCAGAUGCCCCUCCCCUGGCCCCCCAGCCCCGCCCCUCCUAUCCCUACAGGACCAUCGGCUGUGUGUUCAACCACAAGGCCUUCCUGGCCAACUGCCAGCCGUCGGACGCCGUGGAACUCUGCGUGUUUGACUUCCACAACCAGUCCCAGUGGAAGGCUAUGAGUGAGGAGGCUGUUGGCUCAGUGUGCUCCCCGGGCAGCACCACCUCUCUGCCCCCUCUACCUCCUCUCUGUGGUCCCUCCCUGGAGCCCAGCGCUGCCUCCAACCAGCUGGAACUGGAGCUGAGGUACCUGGUGGUGGAACACAGGAAGGUGAGAGUAGAAACACAGCUUACAGGUUGGCUUAGUUAAAACUGAAACACCUGUCAGAGCCCAUAUCUGUCAGCCAUGUUGUGUUGUGUAUCUACAGUACAAGAUAUUAACAUGGCCUCUGUGUAUAGUCAUGUUGUGUAUCUACAGUACAGGAUAUUAACAUGGUCUCUGUGUAUAGUCAUGUUGUGUAUCUACAGUUCAGGAUAUUAACAUGGCCUCUGUGUAUAGUCAUGUUGUGUAUCUACAGUACAGGAUAUUAACAUGGCCUUUAUGUGUAUAGUCAUGUUGUGUAUCUACAGUACAGGAUAUUAACAUGGCCUCUGUGUAUAGUCAUGUUGUGUAUCUACAGUACAGGAUAUUAACAUGGUCUCUGUGUAUAGUCAUGUUGUGUAUCUACAGUACAGGAUAUUAACAUGGUCUCUGUGUAUAGUCAUGUUGUGUCUCUACAGUACAGGAUAUUAACAUGGCCUCUAUGUGUAUAGUCAUGUUGUGUAUCUACAGUACAUGAUAUUAACAUGGCCUCUAUGUGUAUAGUCAUGUUGUGUAUCUACAGUACAGGAUAUUAACAUGGCCUCUGUGUAUAGUCAUGUUGUGUAUCUACAGUACAGGAUAUUAACAUGGUCUCUGUGUAUAGUCAUGUUGUGUAUCUACAGUACAGGAUAUUAACAUGGCCUUUAUGUGUAUAUUCAUGUUGUGUAUCUACAGUACAGGAUAUUAACAUGGCCUCUGUGUAUAGUCAUGUUGUGUAUCUACAGUACAGGAUAUUAACAUGGCCUCUGUGUAUAGUCAUGUUGUGUAUCUACAGUACAGGAUAUUAACAUGGCCUUUAUGUGUAUAGUCAUGUUGUGUAUCUACAGUACAGGAUAUUAACAUGGCCUCUGUGUAUAGUCAUGUUGUGUAUCUACAGUACAGGAUAUUAACAUGGUCUCUGUGUAUAUUCAUGUUGUGUAUCUACAGUACAGGAUAUUAACAUGGUCUCUGUGUAUAGUCAUGUUGUGUCUCUACAGUACAGGAUAUUAACAUGGCCUCUGUGUAUAGUCAUGUUGUGUAUCUACAGUACAGGAUAUUAACAUGGCCUCUAUGUGUAUAGUCAUGUUGUGUAUCUACAGUACAGGAUAUUAACAUGGCCUCUGUGUAUAGUCAUGUUGUGUAUCUACAGUACAGGAUAUUAACAUGGUCUCUGUGUAUAGUCAUGUUGUGUAUCUACAGUACAGGAUAUUAACAUGGCCUUUAUGUGUAUAUUCAUGUUGUGUAUCUACAGUACAGGAUAUUAACAUGGUCUCUGUGUAUAGUCAUGUUGUGUAUCUACAGUUCAGGAUAUUAACAUGGCCUCUGUGUAUAGUCAUGUUGUGUAUCUACAGUACAGGAUAUUAACAUGGUCUCUGUGUAUAGUCAUGUUGUGUAUCUACAGUACAGGAUAUUAACAUGGCCUUUAUGUGUAUAUUCAUGUUGUGUAUGUACAGUACAGGAUAUUAACAUGGCCUUUAUGUGUAUAGUCAUGUUGUGUAUCUACAGUACAGGAUAUUAACAUGGCCUCUGUGUAUAGUAAUGUUGUGUAUCUACAGUACAGGAUAUUAACAUGGCCUCUGUGUAUAGUCAUGUUGUGUAUCUACAGUACAGGAUAUUAACAUGGCCUCUGUGUAUAGUCAUGUUGUGUAUCUACAGUACAGGAUAUUAACAUGGUCUCUGUGUAUAGUAAUGUUGUGUAUCUACAGUACAGGAUAUUAACAUGGCCUCUGUGUAUAGUCAUGUUGUGUAUCUACAGUACAGGAUAUUAACAUGGUCUCUGUGUAUAGUCAUGUUGUGUAUCUACAGUUCAGGAUAUUAACAUGGUCUCUGUGUAUAGUCAUGUUGUGUAUCUACAGUACAGGAUAUUAACAUGGCCUCUGUGUAUAGUCAUGUUGUGUAUCUACAGUACAGGAUAUUAACAUGGCCUCUAUGUGUAUAGUCAUGUUGUGUAUCUACAGUACAGGAUAUUAACAUGGUCUCUGUGUAUAGUCAUGUUGUGUAUCUACAGUACAUGAUAUUAACAUGGCCUCUAUGUGUAUAGUCAUGUUGUGUAUCUACAGUACAGGAUAUUAACAUGGCCUCUAUGUGUAUAGUCAUGUUGUGUAUCUACAGUACAGGAUAUUAACAUGGCCUCUGUGUAUAGUCAUGUUGUGUAUCUACAGUACAGGAUAUUAACAUGGCCUCUGUGUAUAGUCAUGUUGUGUAUCUACAGUACAGGAUAUUAACAUGGCCUCUAUGUGUAUAGUCAUGUUGUGUAUCUGUUUAUCUGCUGCAGGGAUGGGGAACUUUGAAGGGGGUGGGGGCCACAAAACAUCUGAUCUCAUCAUGAGGGGCCGCAGUGUUUUGCGGGUCUGACCUCCUCAUGAGGGGCCGCAGUGUUUUGCGGGUCUGACCUCAUCAUUAGGGGCCGCAGUGUUUUGCGGGUCUGACCUCAUCAUGAGGGUCUGCGUACACACAUCCAUACCCACACAUGUAGUCAGAGCCGGCCUUAGCCUUUUGGGGGCCCUUGUCCCUAGCCUUUUGGAGGCCCUUGUCCCUAGCCUUUUGGGGGCCCUUGUCCCUAGCCUUUUGGGGGCCCUUGUCUUUAGCCUUUUUGGGGCCCUUGGCCCUAGCCUUUUGGGGGCCCUUGGCCCUAGCCUUUUGGGGGCCCUUGGCCCUAGCCUUUUGGGGGCCCUUGUCCCUAGCCUUUUGGGGGCCCUUGUCUUUAGCCUUUUUGGGGCCCUUGGCCCUAGCCUUUUGGGGGCCCUUGGCCCUAGCCUUUUGGGGGCCCUUGGCCCUAGCCUUUUGUGGGCCCUUGGCCCUAGCCCUUUGGGAGCCCAACAUGUUGUUGCCCCUCCCCCUAACUUGCGAGAAAACAUUUUAGCGACCGCCUCUUGACAGUCUUGCAAUUGUGUUUGUAGAAGCUGUAUUAUAGUAGUUCUCUGUGUGUGUCUCUCGCCAGGACCUGGGCCUGGCCACGGUGUGGGAGGACCACCUGUCUUACGUGCUGUCCUCUGCCCUGGCGGCGUACGAGCUGGAGCGCUGCACGGGGACUUCCUGCGGUAACGAGGAGUUCCAGGACGCUGUGCGGAGGGCGGUGCCGGACGGACACACCUUCAAAGGUUUCCCCAUCCACUUCCUGCACCACAACGCACGCAGAGCCUUCGCUACCUGCCUCAGGUUACUAUAGCAACGCAUCGCAACACCUAAUGUUUCCAGCUUAUAGACACGUCACAGUUUUAUAAGUUGUUCAGAUAAGUUACGAGCUGAAGAACAGGAGAGGUGUGCGUUGUCAUGGAUACAGAAGUGGUGUGUGUUGUCAUGGAUACAGAAGUGGUGUUGUAACUCAAAUGUAAAUGUAAUGUAAAUGUAACUGUUGUUGUCUGGGCAGGUCUCCGUUCUGUGAUGAGAUAGUGUGUUGCCGUGGGGACCACGUGAGGCUGGCGGUGCGUGUCCGGGUGUUUGCGUACCCUGAGUCUGCCUGUGCUGUCUGGGUGAUGUUCGCCUGCAAGUAUCGUUCUGUACUCUGA
Messenger RNA from Coregonus sp. 'balchen', 17888 nucleotides. Lineage: Eukaryota; Metazoa; Chordata; Actinopteri; Salmoniformes; Salmonidae. The record is from the annotation of a GenBank genome assembly.